This is a messenger RNA of Echinococcus granulosus, 765 nucleotides long. RefSeq names its product Tetraspanin-11. Lineage: Eukaryota; Metazoa; Platyhelminthes; Cestoda; Cyclophyllidea; Taeniidae. Gene Ontology annotation, cellular component: membrane. The transcript is spliced from 4 exons. Bases 1 to 765 code for a protein of 254 amino acids. The record is from RefSeq and is a predicted model, not a curated record.
AUGGCUUUUCGCUUGAGACCUUUCGUUCUGCGAAUAUUCAUACACGCAGUUAAUGUAAUAUUAGGGGUAACCAACUUGUAUUUGUUUAUUGUGAAGUUUUUUGGUGUUUUUAUACUCUCUUUAUCAAUUUUUACAUCCUUGAACAAGUCAAAUACCCCGGAAAUCCUUGGCAACUAUCUCUUUAGUGGAGGGGUAUAUAGCGCCUUAUUCUGCUCGAUAUUCCUAAUUUUCCUUCCAAUUUGGGGUUCGAUUGCUCUUAAAAGGUACAGCAGGCUAAUGUUAAUUUUGUAUGUAAUUGGUAUUGCUACCUUAAUCAUUGUCACAUUUUGUGCAGGCACAAGUCUUAUCGUAUUUCCAGCACCGCUUCAAGCUGCCGUAAAGUUGGAGAUGAACAAAACACUAUAUCAUGAAUACGGAAAAAGGGGCUUUAUCACAGACUCCUGGGAUUUCGUACAGUCCUUUUUACGAUGCUGCGCAGUUGAAGAUAAUGGCUGGGGUGCAUACAACGGGUCAUGGUGGGACCUCUCCGUCAACGCUUACUUUUACAGUGUCGAUUCCCGGUUGCCUGAAACGAGUUUAUUCUACAAGCGAGUGCCCAAAUCCUGCUGCCUAACUCUGGUGGACCCUCUUACCGGUUGGCCAACCGACCAAUACCAGAAUGUUCUGCAGUGCCAGAAUUGGCAAUACGGACCCCCACGUUUCACAAAUGGGGCACACAACGACGCCCUAUACUACAGAGUAAGCUCCUUGAAAAACUAUGAAUGA